GCCAUCCCUGACAUGAUGGUUGAUAUAAGACACCACACCGCACAGCGCACCGUUUGACAAUCAAUGGCUGAUGAGUUGUGACGACACGCUCAGUCUCGCGAUAGUUUCUCGCCCCGUCCAAUCAGUAAACGACUACCGACGUCUCGUGCGGGAGACUAUACGCAAGAGUCCUGACGGUCAGGAUGAUGAGAGAUGUACUGCUGUUUUGCCGCCACUGUUCAGUGGGAAGAGACAUUUGUGAAAUCACAUCGUUCGAGAUAGUGAAGUCGUUUUCUACUACUCCGGCUGGAGGGUAAAUCGCAGAGAGCCGAUUCGAGGCGCAGAGCAGCACCGAAGCGUUGUGUGUAUGCGAAGUCGUCGUCCAGCGGCUUGCUUGAUUCCUCUCCGAGUGGAUUUGGGACCUUCAGGGUUUUUAAAGACCACCCUGAAAAAACCUAGCUCAAUCUUAUAGGUGUGUCGAGGUUCUUGUAGCAACACACACGGCGGUUGUCCACACACAACGGUUGUGGUCUGAUCUGUAAGCCGGGGGAUAGUAACAAACAUCCAGGGGUGUGCGGAUUUUAAGGCACUUUUGAUCCAGUACCUUUCGUACCCGUCGUAAAUCCGGCAUUUUAUGUUUACAUAAUACACAAUAGACGGCAUCGCUACUCGACCGUCGUGCGAAGCCAGUCGACCCUCUCGAUGCUGACUGGUUGUUUGGUGUGAUUCCUAACCCGUCUCUCUCUCUCGCAGAAAAUUGCAUCCGUCGAAGAGUUCCGAAGUCCCCCUCUGAAGUUGUACGGCGGAUCUAGUUUUAUUCGUACAUCGCCGAACCAUGUCGAUUGUGGCAGACCCACCUCCGAACUCCCUGGGUGCGAUUCACGGGGAAGAGGACCAACAAAGUUUCCCCAUGAACGACAAGGAUGGAAACUGCAACGCCGUGGACCACAUGAUUGGAGACGGCAAGGAGAUGAGUCGCCUUGAUCCUGAGGGGGAUGGGGUGACGGAGGAGAGCACACCCAAGAUUCCGGAGGGGGGCGAGAGGGAUAUGUGGUCCCGUAAUAUUGACUUUAUAUUCGCCUGUAUCGGCUAUGCUAUCGGAUUGGGCAACGUCUGGCGGUUUCCUUACUUGUGCUACAAGAACGGUGGAGGUGCCUUUUUGUUGCCGUACACAAUAGCCCUGCUGGUCGCCGGGGUACCAGUGUUUUUCUUCGAGGUUUCCAUUGGUCAGUUUCUCAGCCUAGGUGGUCUUAGCAUUUGGAAGAUUUGCCCACUUUUCAAAGGUGUUGGUUAUGCUGGCCUGGUGAUGUCAUUCUGGUUGAACGUGUGGUACGUCAUGCCGAUGGCUUGGGCUCUGCUCUACCUGGUCAACUCGUUCACGUCCAAGCUACCCUGGGAAGGAUGUGACAACGACUACAACACGGAAUUCUGCUAUGCCAAUUAUUCCUAUUCCGAUAACACUUCAACCAACCCCACGGAAGAAUUCUGGGAGAGAUACGUCUUGGAAAAGACUGAAACUAUCGACCACCCCGGCAAGAUUCGUUGGCAGUUAGCCCUGACGCUGCUCGUUGUGUGGGUGGUGUGCUACUUCUGUAUUUGGAGGGGUGUUAAAUGGACAGGAAAGGUUGUGUAUUUCACCUCGAUGUACCCCUACGUCAUGCUCAUCAUCAUGUUCUUCAGGGGUGUGACACUAGAGGGCGCUGACAAAGGAAUCAUUUAUUACCUCAAACCGGACUUCACGAGACUUGGAGACUCGCAGGUUUGGCUCGACGCGGUCACUCAGAUCUUCUUCUCCUAUGGAACUGGAUUAGGAAGUUUGAUCGCUCUAGGCAGCUAUAACAAAUUUAACAAUAAUGUAUACAAGGACGCACUUAUCGUAUCGGUUAUCAACAGUUGUACUAGUUUCUUUGCUGGAUUCGUCAUCUUUUCCACCCUGGGGCACAUGGCGCAUGUGCAGCAUGUGGAUGUCGAAAAUGUCACAGCGUCUGGACCGGGACUGGCGUUCUUGGCCUACCCAGCUGCCCUGGCUCAGCUCCCGAUCUCCCCGCUCUGGUCUUGCUUCUUCUUCUCCAUGAUCUUCAUGGUCGGUCUGGACAGCCAGUUUUGCACCAUGGAGGGUUUCUUCACAGCGUGUAUGGAUGAAUGGCCGAAGUAUCUGCGUCAAUACAAGGAGCUCUUCAUCGCAGUAACUUGCGUCGUGUCGUAUAUUAUUGGACUGACUUUGGUAACACAGGGUGGUAUCUAUGUGUUCGAGAUAUUCAACAACUAUGCAGCAAGCGGCAUGAGUUUGUUGUUCCUCAUGUUUUUUCAAACCGCGGCGGUCAGCUGGUUUUACGGUGUGGACCGGUUUUAUCGCAACAUAGAGCAGAUGAUUGGUUACCGGCCGUUUAUUUGGUGGAAGAUCUGUUGGGCUGGGCUGGUACCCGCUCUAUGUCUGGGAGUGUUCAUAUUCAACUUAAUUGAGUUUAAGCCGUUGAAGCUUGCCGACUAUGAGUACCCGCCAUGGGCCAUAGCAUGUGGUAUCCUAUUGGCCCUCAGUUCUAUGAUGUGUAUACCGGGAUACAUGGUCUAUAUCCUUGCCGUUACACCAGGAUCAAUCAAGGAGCGUUUCCAGACGUGUAUUACACCGCAAUGGACAGAGGAAGACAUCCGAAAGGGUCUUGCCCUACCUCGAGAUGGCAGAUAUAAACCCCAAGGCCCCUACCAGGAUUAUUUGCCACCGUCCUAUGCCACAGCCGUUGCUGAUGGUGGACCCACACCCGUCUAGACAGCCGUGUGGACGGCGGGUAGGACUAAUCAUUUUACCUCCUUUAGAGCCAAAUUCCACACUGGGGGACAAAGUCAUUAUAUAUCUGAUACCAUUGCUUUACGUCAUGCUUUGUCAUGAGAUGUUCCCCAUUGUGGUAAAUGGGAACCAAAUUAAACCUCUUUCUAUUUUACUUGCGCAAAGUCUUUAUGUGUCAACGUCAUGGGCACGGCCAUUUUGUUUUUUUACCAAGACGCAAAUUGUGACGUAGUUUACGUGAUGCAUUGUUGCCGAAAUGUCCACGAUUACAUUUUCUGCGCCAUUCAAGUAAGUUUAUUUUUACUACUUUUUGAUGCAGGUUUAUGCAUCAUUAUAUUCAUAGUUGGGUUCAGCAAUGUCCCGUCCUUUUUCAAUUUUAUGUUUGUUUCAAAACUGUACAAAAAAUGUCCAUAAAGGGGGUAGCUGGGUAUCAACCACCAGGUUUGAUAGAAAGUACUACAAUUUGAUCAUCACAGAAAAAGCUUGAUUUGUUGAUGAGCUGGUUACGGGCAAAACGUUAUUUUGCCUUUGCUCAGCAUCGUUUAUUUGCAAAUUUCCCCUUUAUUUUUGCCAAAGUGUGGGACAAAAUUGUGACCUGGGUUUUUCUUGCUGUGAUGCUCCUAAAAAUCUUUGUUUUUUGAGCGUUAAAUAGCUCCUGGCACAAGUUUCGAUUGCCCGCUUUAGCUUCAAACUCUUGCAAGAAGUUUACAAACUUGCGCUAUAGCCAAUGUGUCCAACCAGCUUAAAUUUGGGCGUGAAAUCUGCGCUCUCCGCGCAAUCAUCUGAUACCUUCUUCUAUUGAUCCGAUAAGGUCAGGUCAACCGUGUUUAAAUCACAUGUUUAAACAUAGCCAUGUGAUCUCCUCUCGGCCAAUCAGAGUGGACGAACUUUCACAGAGGAAUUUUUGAAUUUGUAUUCAUAUCAAGUUAAAAAGUCAUAAUCAAUGGUUUUGAUAACUUAUAAUAAUUGUUGAUAACUUUUAGGCAGUGUUUUCUUACCUGACUUUACAAUCAGAUGUGGGGUGUCUUUUUGUAUUCAUAAUAUAGAACAACAUUUUAGGUAAUUGCUUCCUGAGAAGUAGUUGCUUUAAUACACGUAUUUUGCCCUGUGAUCUAGAGUUAUAAACUGAACCGGUUGUAGGCUGAGUUAUGGUUGCCCCUUGUAAAACAUUCUACUGUGUAGAAUUAAAGUAAGUUUGUAGGUUGUAUCUUAUUCUUAGAUCUAUACUUAUAUAAUUUCUGAAGCACCCUUUGCACACUGAAAGAGUGAGGGAAAACCUAGAGGCAACCAACUGUAUAGAGACAUUUUUGUAGUGUGGCUUAAUAUCACGUCAAAUUUCGUGCAAACUUAUAAUGAUAGAAUGACCUAGCUCCGAUGUGAUAAACGGAUGAAGACUUCUGCUUUUAAGGAUGAAACGUCGACUUUGACAUUUCCUUGUUCCUUAUUCACCUUUCAUAUUCUUGUGUACGUGAAAAUGAACCAGUUUCAAGGUUCCGGGCUCAACCUACUAGCCAUGCCUGGACCAGGGUCCGAUUUCAUACAAAGUAUCCAAGCAAAAACAAACGCUGAUUAGCAAGUUUCUUUGUUUAAGCAAGACACAAGAUGAAUGAAGUAAAAUUUUGAAAAUAAUGCGGACACCAGUUGCAACAAUGCAAGUAUUGUGUUGGAUUUUGAAGAGCGACACCAUGAAUUCAUGGUCCAGAAUACCUUAUUAAGAAACUAACACAGUUACAUGCCCACGGAAACAAAUUAAACAGCGAGAGCCGAAAGUUGUUGACGGCACCACGCUCAAGACCCGUCUGCCACAAAUAAUGGCAAGCCAUUGCUUAUUACGUAAGCGUCGUUCAAAUUGUCAGACUCAAACCCGAUGAGGCACAGUUAAAGAAUUUAAAGGAAUCUAAAACGCUUCACACAAUGCGCCACAACACAAGCUAUAUGGCAUCGUAGCCGGUUACCGGUUCUUUCUAGUAGCUUUAUGAAAAUGGGCACAGCCGUGAACCAAACAAAAUAGUAUAUAACAAAUUAUUAGUUAAGACUUACCGAUGACUCUUUUGACAUGACAAACGAAAUACCAUCAACAAAACUGAAAGGUGAUUGCUUGUUAAAGCAAGGUUGAUAUUAAAGAAAUGGGUGUUUAACAGGGCCCAGAACACGGACAUACAGAGACAUACCGGACAGUUGGGAUGGGGUGGGGCAGGGGGAGGGGAUGGUAAAAUCACGAUGACAUUGCUACAGUAAAACCAAAGAAAGUGACGUGAAAAUAAAAAGAACUGUUCUGAAACAAUCUAGCCGCAGUGUUCCCCUUCCCUCGUGGUCCGCUGGUCAAAUUCUAGUUAAAGGAUCAGUCAGAAUUUUCUGCAAGUGGUCAGGCUGACUAGUUCUGUGUUGAAAAGCAUUACUCUUUUGAUGUGAAAUACGGACCGCUCAAAAAGUUUCAGAAUAGUGAAACUAAAGGACAAGUUAGUUCGUCUUGUCUUGCUGGCUAUUCGUAAAAAAAUAUUUGAGGGCAAACGCGACAACAGGCAAGGAAGAAGUGUAAUCAUGAUGGUUAACUAGCAUUGUGGAAUCACUGUUGGCUCAGUGGUUUCUUUCUACUGCCUGCCUUUUACCUUUCUGUGGACCCCGGUUCGAGUCUCACUUCAGACAUGUAGCCUUGCAUAUGGGGAUUUCCUCCCAUGUUAAAAAAGAACCUUAUCAUCAUUCUUUCAUUAGCGCUUGCGCUCUUGUUUGUAAACAAAUACAUAUAAUGUUCAUGCGUUGAUACUGAACACAAAAGUCUAGUCGUGAAGACGCUGGUGCAAAGGUCGUGGGUACGAAUCGUACCCGAGUAAUAUGCCUGUGAUAUUUGUUUUCUUCACAGAGUUCGGGAAAGUACUGAUUGUACAUCGUUGUUUGAGUAAACCCACAAAUAACAAACCCAAAACUUGAAGUACGUAUGGGUACUUACUAGCAUUAAAGGAACACGUUGCCUUGGAUCGGACGAGUUGGUCUUUAAUCAAGUUUGUAAUCGUUUGUUAUAAAAA
Molecule: messenger RNA, 5787 nt
Organism: Asterias rubens (European starfish)
Lineage: Eukaryota; Metazoa; Echinodermata; Asteroidea; Forcipulatida; Asteriidae
Product: sodium- and chloride-dependent GABA transporter 1-like
Exons: 13
Coding region: 815-2746 (643 amino acids)
Biological process (GO): sodium ion transmembrane transport
Cellular component (GO): membrane
Source: RefSeq, a predicted model, not a curated record